Messenger RNA from Spodoptera litura, 1498 nucleotides. RefSeq names its product intraflagellar transport 57 (gene IFT57). Lineage: Eukaryota; Metazoa; Arthropoda; Insecta; Lepidoptera; Noctuidae. The record is from RefSeq and is a predicted model, not a curated record. Gene Ontology annotation, cellular component: Golgi apparatus; cilium; intraciliary transport particle B. Gene Ontology annotation, biological process: non-motile cilium assembly; intraciliary transport.
CAUUAUCGAGUGUGUGCUUGUAUUUUGUAAUUUAAAUAAUACUUCCGUAAAACAUUAAGGAAAAUGGAUCUAAAAUUAAUGGACAAAUUGCGAUUAUUAAAAGUCGACACCGAGUUACGUUCGCAAAUAAAGAUGAAACCGAUGAGUAGGUAUUAUUUUAUCACUAGUACGAAUCCUGGGGAACAAUUUUAUGUUUUCGCAUCCACUGCUGCGUGGCUGAUCAGAAAAACUGGCAAAGAAUUUGAACAACCGAACGAAGAAGAUGACCCAAACAGUAUAAUUGCUACUAUCCUCGACAUCUUGAGAGAAAAGGACAUUGCUGUCGAUUUCUCCUCUCACAAACUUAAACAAGGGUAUGGUGAACAAGUUUGCUACAUAUUGAAUGUCCUUGCUGACGAAGCUUUAAAGUUUGAAGAAUUCGAAUGGCAGAAACCAAUCGUGGAUAUACCAGAGCCUGAGGAAGCUGGUGAUGAUGUAGACCAAGUUGAAGACGAAACAGAAAUAUUACUAGACAAAGUUGAAGAAGAAAUGGCAAUUUAUUCUGGAGAAUCUGAAGAAGAAUUUAAUACAGAAGAAAAGGAUUCGAGUUUGGUCAAAAAAGUUCAUGACUGGGAAGCGUGGAAACUAGAACUGGAAAGGGUAGCACCAGCGCUUAGACUUAAAAUUUCAGCAGAUGGUCGCGAUUGGAGGGCGAGACAUUCUCAAAUGAGAACGUAUAGAGACGAAUUAUUCGAAAGAUACAAAACUACUGGUUCACAACUGAAUAAACUGCAUACAAAUAUAAGUUCUGUCAUGGACAAGAUAUCUGCUAGAGAAAACAUACUGAACGAACAAUUUGAGCCUUUAGUUAGAGAAUAUGGUGCGCUCUUGGAUGAGCUGAACAAAGUUACGAAUGAAUACAAAGAUGUCAGUGUGGGAGUGACAGAGAGGCAAGAGAUGUUGAACGAUCUGACUUCUAAAGUAGAGAAUAUAAAACAAAGAACAGAGUCCAAGGGAUCCUCAAUGAACGACAAUUCUCCUUUAGUAACUGCGAAAAAGGCGGUUGCAAAUUUGAAAAAGGACAUACAAGAUAUGGAUUUCCAGAUAAUUAUCUUAAUUUGGUUGCUGACUACAAAAGAAAAUCCAAACAGUAAUAAUUUGUUUACGAAUGCGGAAUCAAAGAUGGUGGGGAUUGAAAGUUAUUGAAGGAAUUGUUCGAUGUUUUGUACAAGACAAUCAAUUUUCACCAACUUUGUUAGUUGACACUUCAUUAUGAAUGUAUUGUGUGCAAUAAGAGUCCAGAAUAUUGUUUUAUUUUUGCUGAUUAAGGGCUCGUAUAUAAAACUGCGAUGCGCCAUCACAUCGUAAAAUUGCGCGAGCUCCCUCUACGCAUCGCAAGAACUUGCGAACUGAUUCGCAUCGCGCAUUAAAAUAACUUUUAUUUAUUCUAUAUUUGGGAAGAUAACUUCCCAAAAUCUUAUUUGUUUCUUUUUUCUGAAUCUAAGCAAUAACAGAAGUG